This is a messenger RNA of Periconia digitata, 4530 nucleotides long. The record is from the annotation of a GenBank genome assembly. Lineage: Eukaryota; Fungi; Ascomycota; Dothideomycetes; Pleosporales; Periconiaceae.
CACAAAGCCGACAGAGCUAGAGACAGCGCGCAAGUAUCGUGAAUGUGCGCCAGCAUGGCGUCCGGUGAGUUCAUGUAUACGGCGCUGACCGACGGUUGCUAUGAUGAUCCGUCUCAGCUUUCACAGCUGCUCGCAGGUGGCGACUCCAGCAAAAGCAAAAACCAAUUCCGCCAGUCGCUUUUCCAAUUCAACGAAACUGCACAAUCGCACACGCCAACCACCGCCGACGACGUGGGGUAUACUCAACAGCAGCACGACAACCCUAAUCCGUCGCCGUCUCGACGCGUCCCACUCAACCCGGGAUAUGUGCAACCAAAACUCCCCAAGCAGUACUCAGCGCCGGUCAGCACUGCAAUAGAUUUUGCGGCCAAGCGCGACGUCGUGAAAAACAUGUUCAACACGUUCGACGUCGCCAUCGGCGCUGAUGCUCCCGGCGAUACCCAGCCCGACAGCCAGAUGUUCAGGCAGUACACCAGCGGCAUCGUAGAAAGCCAUAGCAACGCUGUUCCCGGGCCACACUAUGCUGUUGCAACCCCCGAAGAGCCUGCUGGCGAGAUCGAAAUCCAAGGCUCAAGCCAGUCGCAGCGCAGUCCAACCAUCACGAGCCCAACCGUCCUGCACGAGGACCGUGUUCACGAUCCACUCACGAGCCCGCUCAAGUUCGAAACCCCAGCAGUUGCUGGCCGCAAACGAGAUAGCCAGGGCCAAAUCAUCAGUCCUGCAAUCGAUACCACGCCAGCGACGGCGAUCUCAGCAUCGGCUAUCUUUGGAUUUGGAACGACAGACAAUGACAAAGGGAUGUCCUUGACACAGGCUUUCAAUGCUACACAAGCCAGGACUUCGCCUAUAGUGGGCGUUCCUACUGAAGAUCCAGUCUUUCAGCGGCCUUCUCCCAACUUCAAGCGACGUUCAAGCCCGCCAUUGGCCAUGUCGAGUCCCAUCAAGAACAAUGCCAAGAUCCUGACAUCUAGUCCAGCCCUCCGAUCGUCCAGCGAACCCAGAGCGGAUUAUGAGACUAUGAAGCAAUCGCAAGAGCGCCGAUCACACGUUUUAUCAGUUCCCGAACGUCAAGAUAGUUGGGAUACGCCCACUUCAGCAGAGAUCCGCUUCAACAAACGUAGAGAGAGACAAAUACAAGAAGCUGAAGCGGCCAAGUCCCUCGCAAUCGUGUCUGCACCAUCGCCCACAAUCCGCCGUGGUAGGAGACGCCGAACAUUGCUGACAAGCAGGCUCUCAUCCCCACCAAGAAAUACAUCGUUGCGCGGUGGGGUAUAUGAUGGCCCUAAUGACUCUGAGGAUGGAGAUUCUCCAGAUGAGCUGUCACAGGAUAUUCCUUCCACCCGUGGAAUUGCAGACGAGGAAAGAGAUUCUGUCGUGUCGAACCGGGUGGAGGUGCCUAACACGUCCUCUCACUCACUCCACGCGCCCUCAGGGCAUGCAAUCGUCAGUUUGACACAACCCGACACGCCUGCAUCGCAACUUGCGCAUGCGUCACAGUUUAAAACGCCUUCUUCCAUCCUUUACCACAAAUCCGUCGCAAAAGUGAAGAGCAGCAAAGAAAGUGAGAUUGUCAUGGACUCGCAGCCGGAGCCUGAAACAGGUUCACCUGUCCCAACCCAUCCCAGAGAGCUUCACAUCCCAUCGACUCCGUCCGUCAAUCAGUACAGCAUCAAUCAAACAACGAUGAUUGGCCAUACUGGAUACACAAGUCAAGUAUCGCAAUCCUCAGCCGCUCCCAUGCCGCCUAGUACGCAAGUUUCAGACGAAUUGGAGGAAGAAGCUCCACUAGAAAAUUCUCGUGUUCCGAGUAGCCCCCCUUUACUCCUAACGGGAGAAGAGGAAAGCGUAACUUAUGAUGAACAUGCGUACGAUGAGGAUCACGAUAACACCUAUGAUACGGGAGACGCGCAACCGACCCAAGAAGACGUUGUUAUGGAGGAUGAGGAUGAUCUCCCUGUGGCUGUACCAGAAGACGGCACAGUGAAACCUGAUGCAAACAUAGCCGAAUCCAACACUGGUCCAUUCCACGGUGACGAGAUCCCUGAAACAUUGGAACAAGAAGAAAUAACAGAUGUGCAUAAUGAGGAGGAAGAGCUUAUUCGUUCUAGUCAUCCUCAGCAAGACGUGGACAUGGACGCCAGAGAACGAGCUCCACCGUCUCGCAUCCAUCGCCAGUCGACUGUACCCGAGACAGAUUUACUUGAGGAUACCCAGCCGCCCUUUUUUCCGCAGCCAGAAGGUUCAACGAUCGAUACUAAUAGUACGGUUCUCUAUCACACGGGAAAAGAAGACCAAUCUGCUUUACAGCCCACUGAAGGCUCUGUGGCAAGCUCAGAUGAGAUUGCUAGUAUACAGUCAUCACAGCUACCUGUCACUCGAUCUCUACUCGAGAUAGCAAACCAGCCCGGCACACAACGCUCCACUGACAUUGCUGAUAUUGAAGUACCGCAAUUGAGCUUCAUAGAAACCGAUGACAGCACCGACGUUCUCAUGUCUAGAUCAUCCAGAUCGUCACCUGUCCGUCCCAUGAAAAAGCGCAAGGUUACAUACCGUGCGAGACAGGCAUUUCGUACCCCCACCAAGGAAAGUGGUUUGUCAUUUGACCCCCAAUUCCCGUCCAGUGGCAAGGAGGAUGCUUCAGACUUAACUCCCACUGCAUCCAUCACUUUAAAUCGAGAACAGGAGCAACUAGGGGCAUUGGCCGCUACACGAGCUCGGGAGCGAGUCGUCCAUGGGCAAUCGGAAGCGCCUCUAAGGCCAAGGGCAAUCGCCAAAAGCCGCAGUUCUGAGAUACUUCGUAAAGGUGCUUUGAAGCCUGUCAGGAAGAGUCUCUUGGCCCAAGCCCCGAGCGGGUUAUCGCCACACCAGGAAAACGUUAUUACUGAACCCCGAGCGCUUGUUACGGAGCUGCAUGGAGUUGAUAAAGAUUCAAAUGAAGGCGAUAACAGACGUGCGGAGCCAUCAGGCGUUAUUAUGAGAACCGUUGUCAUCGAGACCACCUCCAACACUGGCGAAGCCCCUUCAGGAGAUCACAUCACUCCCAACCGUGUAUUCGCAUAUUGGCCUGGUAGAAACUUUUACCCCGCUACAUGCCUGGGGAAUGUCGAUGUACGCAGUCUGCAUAUUCGGUAUGACGACGGCAACGACACAACACUUGAGCAUACCCAAGUCCGUGCUCUUGACCUGCGUCUUGGCGACCAAGUCAAGGUCGAUCAGACCGGCAUGAAGAAGCAGGCAUACGUAGUUGUUGGCUUCAAGGAUAAGAUCAGCGUAGACGACGUCGACAAGCUGCAUUUUACGGAUCGCUACGGUUAUGCAACAGUAGUUCUAGAGGAAAAAGGACGUGACAGUCUGUCCGGUGCUCAGACUGAGACCACAAAGUAUUACAAUGUGCCUAUGGGAUAUAUCUAUCUGACCACCACACUUUGGGGUAGAUUACGCGACAGAGUGUACAAAUACUCACCACCAAAUCCCUCCACGGUGUCCGACCUUCGAGCUAGUACGCCCGUUGCAACGCAUGGUUCGACUUUACUGACUCCGACUAUGAGUAGACGAGGCGGUAUGGGUCAAUCUAUGUUACGAGAUCCCACAGCUCGCGCCGCUUCUGUCGCCUCGUCUGUUCGAUCCAAUGGCACAGCCUUCUCUAGAAUGGCUUUUGCUAUUACUCUCACCAAAGCAUCUUCUGAUAAGGAUUCUAUUGUGAAACUGAUCACAUCUAAUGGGGGUCGAAUCAUUGAGAACUUCGACGAUCUUUUCGAUACAACUGGCAAAUUCGAAGACGAUCCCAAAACCGUCUCUGGUCUGCCGAUAGAUGGCCUGGUUCUCAAGCAAGAACACAAAGAUCUCAGUUUUGUAGCUUUGAUCUCAGACGCACAUUCCCGCCGCUUAAAGUAUUUACAGGCCCUCGCACUCAACAUCCCUACUAUCCACGUCCGUUGGAUCAACGACUCUCUAAACGCGUCUUAUAUUCUCCCUUUCGCCAAGUACCUACUUCCCUCCGGCGCAUCAACGUACUUGGACCCUGCCGGCGUCAUCAUUUCCCGCGUUAUGCCUCUUUACAACCCUACUUCCGAUGAGGCGUCUUUUGUACAGACCCUGAAACAGCGAUCGCUCUUGCUGGAACACGACUCUGUCCUUUUCAUCACCGGCAAGUCUAAAGCGGAAAUCGACAAAACGCAACCGUACAUGUUUCUUACGCAUGCAUUGGCCCCUGUUGAUGUGGGACUGUGCAAGGAUUUUCAUUCAGCCCAAGAUAUGAUUGCUACAGGCGAAUGGGACUGGGUUUAUGUUCAUGGGGGUGCCAAUGGGGUUGAAGAUGCCGCUGCAAUCCUUUUUGGCGACGCAACAAUUCCGGCAUUGAUCAAGAGACGAAGCUCUGCCGCAGUGGGAAAGAAGCGAAAGAAGGAUGAGGAAGCCGCUGAACCUCAGACGCUCAUCCGAUUCGGUGAAGUGGGAAACAAGAAAGUAAGACUCAUCUGUGAUGAGUUUGUGAUUCAGAGUCUUAUUCUGGGAAAUUUGGUCGAUGAGUGA